Limulus polyphemus (Atlantic horseshoe crab) is the source of this 2702-nucleotide messenger RNA. RefSeq names its product cleavage stimulation factor subunit 3-like (gene su(f)). Gene Ontology annotation, biological process: mRNA 3'-end processing. NCBI's taxonomy places the organism in Eukaryota, Metazoa, Arthropoda, Merostomata, Xiphosura, Limulidae. Gene Ontology annotation, cellular component: nucleus. The transcript has 18 exons. The coding region runs from base 80 to 1948 and encodes 622 amino acids. The record is from RefSeq and is a predicted model, not a curated record. Gene Ontology annotation, molecular function: protein binding; mRNA binding.
CUUUGAUAAUGGUACGACCUCUGCUGGUUGCACACUUCAAACUGCGUCUUAGAAAAUCUUUUAUGCAGAAGUGACUGUGAUGGAGGACACUUCUCACCAUGGUUACAUUCCUGACCGAGUGAAAAAGGCAGAAAAACAUUUGGAAGACAAUCAAUACGAUGUCGAUGCAUGGAGUGUUCUUAUUCGAGAUGUUCAGAACAAGAAGAUUGAAGAGGCUCGUGAGUUAUACGAGAAGUUGGUGUCUCAAUUCCCCAAUGCUGGGCGUUACUGGAAGCUGUACAUUGAAAAUGAGAUGAAGGCCAAAAAUUUUGAGAGGGUUGAAAAGCUUUUUCAACGAUGCCUUAUAAAAGUUCUCAACAUUGACUUGUGGCGGUGUUACCUGAAUUACGUCAAAGAAACUAAAGGAAGUCUACCUUCUUACAGAGAGAAAAUGGCUCAAGCCUACGACUUUGCUCUGGACAAGAUGGGGAUGGAUAUUUUAUCGUAUCCCAUCUGGAAUGAUUAUAUAACUUUCCUUAAAAGUGUUGAAGCUGUGGGAUCAUAUGCAGAAAACCAGAGAAUCACAGCUGUUCGUAAAGUCUAUCAACGAGGUAUUGUCAAUCCUAUGAUCAACAUCGAGCAGUUAUGGAAAGAUUAUAUUGCAUACGAACAGAGUAUUAACCCGAUUAUUGCCGAGAAGAUGACUGCUGAUCGAAGCCGGGAUUACAUGAAUGCUCGUCGUGUUGCUAAAGAAUAUGAAGCUGUCACCAGAGGGCUCAAUCGUAAUGCUCCAUCAGUUCCACCACAAGGAACUCCAGAAGAAGUUAAACAAGUUGAUCUUUGGAAGAAAUAUAUUGCCUGGGAGAAAAGUAACCCUUUAAGAACAGAGGAUCAUGCCACAAUAACUAAAAGAGUAAUGUUUGCCUACGAGCAGUGCUUCUUGUGUCUCGGACACCAUCCAGACAUGUGGUAUGAGUCCGCUCUGUUUCUGGAACAGUCUAGUAAACUCUUGACAGAGAAAGGGGACCUUAAUGCUGGUAAGAUGUUUAGUGAUGAAGCUGCUGCCAUCUAUGAACGAGCAAUUACAACUUUAUUGAAAACUAACCAAUUGCUGUAUUUUGCGUAUGCUGAUUUUGAAGAGGUGAGAACACAAGAUAACAACACCAGGGUUCUGUUUGAAAGAGUCCUUACCUCUGGUAGUCUUACAUCUGAGAAGUCUGUUGAGAUCUGGAACAGGUUUUUAGAAUUUGAGUCCAACAUUGGGGACCUAGCCAGUAUUCUCAAAGUUGAAAAACGACGUGCAUCAGUUAUUGAAAAGUUGAAAGAGUUUGAAGAGAAAGAAACAGCACUUCUUGUCGAUAGGUACAAAUUUCUAGAUCUUCUACCGUGUACUUAUUCCGAGCUAAAGGCCAUUGGUUAUCGAGAACUUGCAAAGCAACAUGCGGUAAACUUACCCACUUCAAAUUCCUCUGUUCGAGAAAAUUUACAAGAGGAGGAAGAAGAAGCGGAUGCAAAACCAAACUACCCUCGACCCGAUACCAACCAAAUGAUUCCGUUUAAACCCAGACAGAUAAUUCCUACAGGUGCACACCCUGUUCCUGGUGGGAUCUUCCCUCCUCCUCCUGCAGCUUCCGUGCUAAUGACAUAUCUACCACCUCCAUCAUGUUUCCAUGGCCCUUUUGUUGCCGUGGAGGAAUUAAUGACUCUGUUUAAAAACUGCUCCAUUCCCGAUGAGCCUUUCAAAAAUCUACAGAAUGACAUUUCCAAGGAAGGAAUCAAGUUAUUCGAGCACGUACUUAGCAUAGGGGCCAACAAUUUAUCUGGAGAGGGAGGCAAGAAACGGAAGAAUCUGGGAGACCCUAAUGCCGAAGAGAGCGACGAAGAAGACAGUAGUCUUGCACCACCAGUCAAAGACAUCUAUCGCAGCCGACAACAGAAAAGGGUGAAAGAAAAUAGCACUAUUGGAUGAGUGUGAAGAAAAAGAGCAUUUUGUACAGGAUAUUUGUCUCUUUCUCUCUCUCUGCAACAAUUUUUUCGCCGUGAAUUGAUUUUGAUCGGACCUUACACCUUUCACAGUGUAGUUUUAUAGUCCAUCUUUUUUUUCUUCUCAUUUUAAUGUAAAUAAAAGUUGACUGCGCGUAGUAAGAAGCUCCUAAUCUCUGUUAAAUUAAUUAAUCGAUUACAGUUUAAUCUACAUAUCCAUACACUCUAGCAAACAAACGUAUUCAGAUGCAGACUCACACGAACACUUAUUCGUUAAAGCAGGUGCUACCAGGAAGGGAAGUUUAAUUCCAGAAGUGUUUUAUGUAUUUGUAAGAUCAGUGUAUACGGCCUUUAUUUUAGCUACAGCCAGCCUAGACGACUUACGUUCUUGCUUGUGUUCAGUUAACAAAAAAUCGUGAAAGUAAAAUGUGAAACUAAUAUAACAGUUGCGUAGACAGUUUUUUUGAACUUUCGAAACAGGAAUUUUUCACGCACUGUCAAUACAGUUCUUGUUUUAAUUACUUCAGCUUUUAGUGAUUGGAAAAUGUGUUGGGGGAAAAAAAAAGACUGUAGAUAAAACUGUUCCUUUUUUUUCUCACAUUUUUAGCUUAAAUGUUAUUUCUGGUUGUUAUCCACCAUUUUGUUUCGAUGCUCUCUGUAUGAUUUGUCUGAAAGAAUGUGUGAUAUGUUAGUUAUGUAUGGUUUACCGCAGUCUAGUGUUUUUGUACUUUGUAUGUAUU